AUGUUGGGAAGUGUUUUGUUAAAGUUAAAAAAGUUACAGUUGCAUGGUUUGAAAUCCAAGGGGAUUAGUUUGAAAUAUUUUUCCUACAAGGUUCCAGACAAGCCAACAUGGACUGCAGUCAACCAAAGCAAACUUCCAGAGCCAGAUAAAGUUGACCAAAAAACACUCCUCCUAUUAGAAAGAUUAUCCUUGGUGGAUUUCAGGACCCAAGAAGCAGUUGAGAGGUUGGCGGAGGCCAUCAAGUUUGCUGAUCAGCUGUUAGAUGUAGACAUCGACGGAAUCGAACCCAUGUACACUGUCCUCGAAAACAUGCCAUGCUAUCUCCGAGAGGACGUCGCGACAGAAAGCAGUUGUAAAGAGGACAUCUUGAGGAAUGCCAAGGAGACAUUUGAGGAUUAUUUCAUAGCCCCACCUGGAAACAUACCAUUGACUGCCAGUUUAAUAGGCGAAAUACAAUUAGAAAAUAAAGAAAAAAAUUUGAAAAAAUCUGAAGUUUUAUAA
Molecule: messenger RNA, 501 nt
Organism: Helobdella robusta
Lineage: Eukaryota; Metazoa; Annelida; Clitellata; Rhynchobdellida; Glossiphoniidae
Exons: 5
Coding region: 1-501 (166 amino acids)
Biological process (GO): glutaminyl-tRNAGln biosynthesis via transamidation; regulation of translational fidelity; mitochondrial translation
Cellular component (GO): mitochondrion; glutamyl-tRNA(Gln) amidotransferase complex
Molecular function (GO): glutaminyl-tRNA synthase (glutamine-hydrolyzing) activity
Source: RefSeq, a predicted model, not a curated record